Teleopsis dalmanni is the source of this 3256-nucleotide messenger RNA. RefSeq names its product GATOR complex protein Wdr59 (gene Wdr59). The transcript has 10 exons. The record is from RefSeq and is a predicted model, not a curated record. Gene Ontology annotation, molecular function: protein binding. Bases 140 to 3070 code for a protein of 976 amino acids. Lineage: Eukaryota; Metazoa; Arthropoda; Insecta; Diptera; Diopsidae.
CAUGCGCUUAUUUGACGUUUCUUAUCAACGCGAUGCAAUUUUCGUUGAAAAGUUGUUUAUUGUAUCAAUUUACUAAAAUAAUAACAUUUAUUUACGGCCGCUGAUCCAGGACAAAUAUUAAGAAUUGCAUUUAAUAAAAAUGCCACCUACAGAUGCACUACGCAGUGGUGAACGCGAACGAGAGCAAUCGUACAUUAUACGACAAAGUAACAACAGCUAUGAGCACCGCGAGUCUCAAGCAACUGCCAUGUCCGUUGAUUACACUGGUCAGUGGGUGUUGUUAGCUGGACGAAGACAUUUAGCACUGCAACGACUUGGGCAAGAUGAUGGCACAUUGCGUAAAUAUUAUCGCAAUUCAAAGUACGAAGUAUCCGCUGCCGAAUUUGCUAUUUGCCCAAAUCGUCAGGAGUUCUGUGCCAUAGCAACAUCACAACAUAUCGACGUUGUUGUAUGGGGUGCAGCUGAGCCGCGACAUUUUCACUCACUACGUGGUCACACACGUAUGGUGACUGAUAUUGAUUGGCAUGGGAAAAAUCCAAAUUUGCUGGUUAGCUGCUCCAUUGAUACGUUUUCGCACAUUUGGGACUUACGUGAGCUAAGACGACCAACUUUAUCCUUAAGUGCAGUUUGCAUGUCUGGAGCCACACAAGUUGGUUUUAAUCGUGUGUCUGGUCACUUACUUGCCGCUGCACAUGAUGGCGAUUUAAGAAUUUGGGAUAUGCGCAAAGGUUCGUGUCCAAUACACUAUAUAACAGCACAUCUAAAUAGAGUGCAUGGCAUUAAUUGGAGCCACCGCCGUGAAACCUGUCUUGCUACAGCCAGUCAAGAUGGUACUGUUAAGUAUUUUGAUGUCAAUAAUCCUAGACGUGCGGAAAAGAUCAUUACAACAUCCUCACCAGUAUGGCGUGCACGAUAUACUCCUAUCGGAAAUGGACUUGUUAGUAUUGUUGUGCCUUAUUUGGGUCGUGGAGAGAAUAGUUUGUUUUUGUGGAGUAAUAGCAAACAAACUGAUCCAGUCUGUUCCUUUGUUGGUCACACUGAUGUGAUACUUGACUUUGCUUGGCGCCCAAAUCGUGAAAACUCAUCAGAAAUUGAACUAGUUACAUGGUCACGUGAUCGUACGUUACGCGUUUGGAAAAUUGACGAUAUGAUGCUGAAAUUAUGUGAGCCAGAUACAAAUGAUUAUUAUGAUACGUACGACUCCUUUGUUGACACACCAACCAGAUUAAAGCCUAUUAUGACAUCUUCGAUGCAAUCGCCACCAAUGCAUAGCAGCCAACAAACAACUAGUCCUGUACCAACUGAAGCUAUUGAUGCUUUACACAUAUCUGCUUCACGUUCACCGCCACCACCUAUACGUAAGGAAGAUGGACAAAUAGCAAUUUCAUUUACGGAUCAACCUACCAUUUCACUACAUCAUGAGUUCUCUUUGUUAAAUACAAAUAUUCCACAUGUACAAGUAGAUGUUUUGGAUGCAUUGAAACGUUACGCUGUAUUUAGAAUAACAGCUGUUGGUCACGUAGUGGUGCUUCAGACAACUUUUCCUACUGAAUACCCAAGUCCAAAUGUGGGACCUGAUUUUAGCUUUUGCCAAGGAACAACUAUACAUGACCACUUGUCCAUGACCUUGCUGAAAGUACUUAAAACAAAUGCCUUACAACGUGUGAAGCGAUCGCGCACCUGUUUGGAGCAAUGUUUAAGAGCUUUAGUUGCUGCAAUGAAAAAGUCUGUCGGUGGUUCUGAAAAAUCGCAUUUACGUCUACAAUCGCCACGUCUCGAGGGUGAUUUAAGUGGUGCGCUACACGAUGCUUGGCUGCCGUUUCCUCGUAUAUCGGCAGCAAAAUUUAAUGGUGUGGGUAUGCUAGUUACUUUUGGACAAGUACUUAACACUAAACGUUUGCCAUUAAGGCAUGAAAAUAAAACACCUCGCACGCUAUCCGCCAUUAACGGUGGCGGCUUGCUUGGUAAUGUUAUGGGACCACAACCUGUACUCUAUGCACAUCGUGACUCCAAUGCAUCAUUUUACAUACAUGAUCGGAUGAGUUCCAAACACACGAAAAAUCGUUCAUUACAAAAACCCACAAUCACCUCACCGGUUGUGCAUAUAUACGAUACAAGUAAAUUACUGAAUAUAAGUCGUAAUAUGGCACAAGAAUAUUCACUUGACAAAAGUAAUAUAAUUACAACAUGUCGUAAAAAUCGGCAAGUUUGUGAAACAAACGGUCGGUAUGAUCUAAUGCCAAUUUGGACUUUGGCUGAGAUGAUAGCAACCCCUAAUAUACCAAACGAAAUAAAAUAUGAGUCAUUAUUCUAUAAGGAUCCAUUCAAAAAAUUUCUGCUUGAAGCGUUGAUAACGCAUUAUGCAAAUGCCGGUGAUUUGCAAACUGCAGUUAUGUUGGCUUGCCUAUUUCAUAAAUGCACCUCUACAAUGGAACUAGACACCUUCGCCACAGCUAUACAAAAUUGCCAAAGUCUUUUGCCACAUAAGACAGCAGCGAACAGUUCACCAUAUCAUACUGUGCUGCCGAUUGAUAAUCACGCAUCCCACACAAAAGUAUCAUCUAGCGGUGGACUUGCUCUUAUGCAUUUAAAACAGCAACGUAGUAAUUCUUGGUCAGAUUCUAUUGAUUGGACAGAUCUGAAAUCACACAAUGCCGAUGCUUAUUCCUGUUCAUUAAUACGAAAAGCUAAAAUGCCAUUAUUUGACAACUUUAAACGUAUUUAUGCGGAACUGCUCUUCGGCUGGCAAUUGAUUUCAAAACGUGCCCUGAUACUAAAGCAUACAAUGUAUUCAACUAGCAUUCCACAGGGUGUGGAAUUUGUAACAGAAUGUUUGGGUUGCAACAAAACUAAACGUACGCCAGGUUGCCGCAAAUGUAAACGUCCCGUCUUGUUUUGUGCCUUAUGUAAAUUGCCAGUAAAAGGUGCAUCAAAUGCUUGCAUAGCAUGUGGCCAUGGUGGUCAUGUUAUACAUAUGAUGCAGUGGUUCGAGAAGCACAACGUAUGUGCCACUGGUUGUGGUUGCCUAUGCCUUAAACAAUCCGCACAGUUAUUGGAACACAUAAUCUAAAAGCUGUUAAAGUUUUUCAUAUAUGUUAUUGUUUGAAUUGUUAAUCUUAUAUGUUAUGUUUAUCCAUUUUUAUAUAAAUUUUUAUAUAUUUGUAAUGUUAAGGUGAAAUGUAGUAAAGUAUAUUUAGGCAAAUCAUUCUGACUUCACACUUUUAUUUUAAAUUAAUAACGUAAUAAACGUAAUAGU